Messenger RNA from Mizuhopecten yessoensis (Yesso scallop), 1648 nucleotides. RefSeq lists its product as uncharacterized. The record is from RefSeq and is a predicted model, not a curated record. Bases 456 to 1520 code for a protein of 354 amino acids. The transcript has 4 exons. NCBI's taxonomy places the organism in Eukaryota, Metazoa, Mollusca, Bivalvia, Pectinida, Pectinidae.
AUAUUACAAGGUUUUUAUUUUUUAUCGGCUAUGGUUGCUGUUUACACCUGAUGUACAUGCGUAUAGUCUAUCGAUGGUAGUAUAGGGUUUUAAUCACUAAAAGGACAGUGGAUUUUAACGAUAGCAUAACAUACAGUGUAUCAGGAUUUCUGUUCACGUCUUAGUUUUCAUAGAGGAAGUGACAGACCGUAGUGGUUUUUUAAGGAAUAUGACAUAAUGCAGGAGGAUAUAUUUGGUUACUUGUUCUGUGAGUUCCCGGUAGUCACAAUUCGUUCGGGUUCUAGUAACUGCUUCACUGCCUUUUGUUAGAUUCCAUAAUAAUUUGACCGACAUGAAGAUGGCAAGGGAUUAAGUCUUUUCUCCUUUUGUUCAGCGUCUCUCCAGUUCCUUUGAAGUAUAUUUUUAUAUGAUGUCUUUAAUUUUGUAUGACUAGAUAAUGGAUAUCAUCUUGCACGAUGGACAUAUAUCCUGAUUCAAUUCAAAAUGACUACACUGGCUGGAACCUGACCGGGUCUGCUCCCUGCAUAGGUAAACCAGACUCCGAGUAUCUUACACCGUAUUACUCGGAGCCACAGUACGAAGAACUGUCUCAAACAUUAGUGAAACUUCCUGCAUCUCAACAGGUCGAACCUACACAACACGCACCGCUUAAUCCUACACCCCACACCAGUGUCAGUGAGUACAUCACACCUAUCCCUGGAGGAGACAGGAGACAAUGCAGCAAGCCAACACUUACCCUACUUCGUAAUUUCCUAAUAUCCGGAAUUUUUAAUAUUCUUCUACUUGCUGUGUUAGCUCAUUUCUCAUACACAGCUUAUAUCUUGAACAAUAGUCCUGAAGAUUCUCAACCCAUGAAAGCUCCCCCUCCUUCAGCAGCCACAAUACUCAGAGGGCUAGAGGGAACUGAACUGUGUUUCUUCACAAAGCACAUACGAUGCAAGGGUGGGUUACUGAGAAAAUCACAUGAAGGUGUUCGGAGCGUCAGUUCGAGGAAUUCUUCAUUGGAGAACAGUUUUCAAACUGAAUUUCCAUCAAUGUGCUGCUACUAUCAAUCACAAUCAAUACAGAAACUAGCUCACCUGUUCGUAUUGGUGAAAAGCCAUAACAAGGUCAGGAAAGUGAACACCAGUCACCCAGACUUCGUGAUGACAAGUGACAUGUCGAUUGCUUGUAAAAUGGCCGUUUCUGCAGAUCGAAGAUUACAGAUGUAUGAUAAUAAGGAUAUCAACUGUAACGGAGGCAUACAUGUUAAAAGGACCCGUAUGCACUUUCUAUAUCUUUAUUUAGAAAUUAACUGCAGUAUGCAUGGAACCAAUGUCAUACGAGCUGGCGUCAAAUCGGAGGACGAAGUAGUUGCAGAGAAAGAAAUGCACUGUGACAAAAAGGCCGGUUUCAUGACUCUGUCUGUCUUUUUGUUUAAAAACCUGACGCAAGGGGCAAUACUUGUUCCCUUUGUAUCACACACACAAUGUGUAAAUAAUGAUAAGGACAGCAACAGAUUUGAAAUCUUGACCUUAUGAAAAUAAUACACUCCGUCAUACGCCGUGGUGGUUUUGUUUCCAUUUUCUCCACUAUGCAACAUUUCAAAGAGAUAUGUAUAUAGAUAUGUAUAUAGAUGAGUUUAUUGAUAUGUAUAUAUAUAUGUACA